AUGGUUUCCGCCAACUCCAACUCCAGGGCAUCUCAGCCGUGUGGUUACGCCACUGCGACUGAGGUCCCGAUGAACACUGAGAAUCCGGAGCCAAGAGCUCAGAGUAAGGUCCCCUGGUCCACCGGCCUCUACGGUUGUUUUUCCGAUUGCGACAGCUGUUGCUUGACGCUCUGGUGCCCUUGCAUUACGUUUGGCCGGAUUUCUGAGAUCGUCGACCGCUUGUUGUCAGAAUGGAACAAAGUGCAUAUUGAUAACGUGUAUGACGGGUGCUUGUAUUCACCGAUCCAAAAUGAGGCAGCGAUACUCGCUCCAAGGAACUCUCUGGUGCGACUUCUUCGCCCAUGCUUCUGCCAGUGUUGUGCUCUCUGUCAAGAGUAUCACGAGCUUAAGAAUCAUGGACUCGACAUGACCAUCAGAUGGCAUGGAAAUAUGGAACAGAAUCGGGGGAUUGACACGCCUCCAGUCGUUCAAGGAGGAAUAAUGACCAGAUACUUAUAUUCCAUGCAAAUCUCUAUCUAUAUAUAUAUAUGUACUAUAAGGAUGCUUUCAAUUCCAUGCAAAUCUCGUGUGUUUAUUUUUGUAAUAUAAACCAAUAAUUCGGCUUGUUGAACUUAUAAUUAUUCAGUGGGACUGAUCGAUAAUUAUUGUUAUUGUGUA
Messenger RNA from Salvia splendens (bonfire salvia), 657 nucleotides. Its product is annotated as protein PLANT CADMIUM RESISTANCE 7. Lineage: Eukaryota; Viridiplantae; Streptophyta; Magnoliopsida; Lamiales; Lamiaceae. The record is from RefSeq and is a predicted model, not a curated record. The coding region runs from base 1 to 588 and encodes 195 amino acids. The transcript has 4 exons.